CAUAAAUAAAGUUAAUAGAAAGCAGAAAAUUUGUUUCUUUUUUUUUAUUUCUUUAUUGUUGAUAUCCGAAUUCCCUUUGUCGUAUUUUAUUUAUUUUCCUUUUCAUGAAAAACUUGUGGGAAUUUUGUGAGGUUGAGAAUAUUUAGUGUGAACUAAAAGACCCUUUUCCCUGUGUGGUUCAUUUUACAGGUUAGUCUAGCAAGAACAGGAGAAGAUCCUUUCAUGGUGUUAACUGUGAAGUGACUGGAAAAACUGGGUUUCUUUUCCUGUUGUGACAAUGAAAUGAGUUUAUGGUUUCGAUAUGAUAAUGGUAGAACUUAGCGAUUGGAUAAGAAGCCGGCGAUUUUCUUCGUUUUUCGGUUGUUUGAGUGGUGGUCUUCAUGCAAUUCUUGGAGGAUAACAAUGGAGGGUUCGUCUGAGUCUGCUUGGAAGGAAUCUGAUAGUUCUAGGGCACUGAACACUUCUGGUGUCUCGGAUAGGGAUCCUAGUCUGUUUCGUGUUGAAAGAACAGGCGUUUCGGGAGAUGUUUCCCGUGAUUUCGGGUCCACGGAAGAGGAUGGUAGGGUUUUGCUGACUCACAAUGAUCACCUUAAAAGCCAGAUUGGUGUUUCCGGGGUUUGUGAGAUGGCUGUAAACCCUUUCAUCCGUUCCAUUGAAUGGGGUGAUGUUAGCUUGCGGCAGUGGUUGGAUAAACCGGAAAGAUCUGUUGAUGUUUACAAGUGUUUGCAUAUAUUUAGGCAAAUUGUUGAGAUUGUAAAUAUAGCACAUUCUCAAGGGAUUGUUGUCCACAAUGUUCGACCAUCGUGCUUCGUCAUGUCCUCAUUUAAUCACGUUUCCUUCAUAGAAUCUGCAUCUUCUUCGGAUUCGGGAUCGGAUUCUGUCGAGGAUGCAUUAAAUAGCCCAAAUAUGGAGGUUCAGGGUUUACCCUCUACUUUGCCCAUUGACAUGCAUCGACAACGUAGGCUGAUGAAUGAAGAUGUGCAAACUCCAACAAAUGCUUUAUCUGAAGCUAGUUGCAUGCAGUCGGGCUCAGAAAUUCCAAGGAAUGCACAUUUAGAGGAGAGCGAAGAAAAUAAAAUCUUGGAAUGUCGAUAUUCCGAGCAAGUAGAAGAGAAAAAGCAACCGUUUCCUAUGAAACAGAUAUUGCUUAUGGAGACCAGUUGGUACACUAGUCCUGAAGAGGUUGCCGGCUCUCCCGGUACCUGUGCUUCGGACAUCUAUAGGUUGGGAGUUCUCCUUUUUGAGUUGUUUUGUCCCUUCAGCUCAAGGGAAGAGAAGAGUGGAACUAUGUCUAGUUUAAGACAUCGAGUUCUUCCUCCACAAUUGCUACUGAAAUGGCCGAAGGAAGCCUCGUUUUGUUUGUGGUUAUUGCAUCCCGAGCCAAGUAGUCGUCCAAAAAUGGGUGAGUUGUUACAAAGUGAGUUUCUUAAUGAACCAAGGGAUGAUCUGGAAGAACGUGAAGCGGCCAUCGAGCUCCGGGAGAGAAUAGAGGAGCAGGAGUUACUGCUGGAAUUUCUUUUGAUGGUACAACGAAGGAAACAGGAAGUCGCUGAUAGGUUGCAGAAUACUAUUUCUUUCCUGUGUUCCGACAUUGCAGAAGUUACAAAGAAGCAAACAAUCUUAAAGGAAAAGGGCAGCUUAUAUGCUGAACCGGGGAAAGAUGACAAUUCUACGUCAAAUCUCCCCUCGAUAAAUAUUGUAGAUACCGAUGAUUCUUCUAGCUUGGGGUCUAGAAAACGAUUUAGACCGGGCCUUACGGUUCAAAAUGUCGAAGAAUGUGGUGAUAAUCUGGAAACUCGUCAAAAGUCUGAUAUACAUUCUGAACAUCAGGAAAGUUUUCUCCUGAAAAGUUCUCGGUUGAUGAAGAAUUUCAAGAAACUUGAGUCGGCAUAUUUUUCAACAAGGUGCAGACCCGUUAAGCAAUCCGGGAAGUCUUUGAGUAGACAAACACCAUUGAAUAGUGACGGCCGUAGAUCAAUUGUUAUGACCGAAAGGAGUUUUGUCAAUAAUUUAACGUCAAAAGAGAGCUACAGCGAGGGCUCGGAAAGCGGAUGGAUAAACCCAUUCCUCGAGGGCUUGUGCAAGUAUCUGUCCUACAGCAAGUUAAAAGUCAAGGCAAAUUUGAAACAAGGAGAUUUAUUAAAUUCUUCCAAUCUGGUAUGCUCUCUCGGGUUUGAUCGUGAUGCGGAAUUUUUCGCUACCGCCGGUGUAAAUAAGAAGAUUAAAGUCUUUGAAUGCGAUGCUUUCGUAAAUCAAAAUCGCGACAUCCACUAUCCCGUGGUUGAAAUGGCUAGUAGUUCUAAGCUGAGCAGUAUAUGUUGGAAUAGUUAUAUCAAAAGUCAGAUUGCAUCAAGUAACUUCGAAGGAGUGGUGCAGGUGUGGGAUGUUACGAGAGGUCAAGUACUCACUGAAAUGAAAGAGCACGAGAAACGCGUAUGGUCCAUCGACUUUUCAUCAGCAGAUCCAACGGUUUUGGCUAGCGGGAGUGACGACGGCUCUGUAAAGCUAUGGAGUAUCAAUCAGGGAGCAAGUAUUUGUACCAUCAAAACGAAGGCCAAUGUCUGCUGUGUCCAGUUUCCGGUUGAUUCUGGUCGUUCUCUUGCAUUCGGAUCGGCAGACCAUAAAAUUUAUUAUUACGAUCUUCGAAACUCUAGGAUUCCUCUAUGCACUCUAGUUGGACACAAUAAAACUGUGAGUUACGUCAAGUUUGUCGAUGCAAAUACUCUCGUGUCUUCUUCCACGGAUAACACUUUGAAGCUUUGGGAUUUGUCAAUAUGCAAUUCUCGGGUCAUUGAUACUCCCCUUCAGUCCUUUACUGGCCACAUGAAUGUAAAGAACUUCGUGGGAUUGUCGGUAUCUGAUGGUUAUAUUGCUACUGGCUCUGAAACUAAUGAGGUAUUCAUAUACCACAAAGCUUUCCCGAUGCCGGCGUUGUCGUAUAAGUUCAACAACACGGAUCAACUUUCUGGACACGAAACAGAUGAUGCCGCGCAGUUCAUCUCUUCUGUUUGUUGGCGUGGCCAGUCCUCUACCCUAGUUGCUGCAAAUUCCACUGGGAAUAUCAAAAUUCUGGAUAUGGUUUAGUUUGGUCUUGUCUCUCGGAAUCAUUCUUAGUUGAAGCAAAAGGACGAACGGACAGACGGAAACUGUGCUCCAUUCCGGCACAAAACAUCGAAUAAAGUCGGGUAUCGGACAUCGGAGAGUAUCAAAGAGUAUAGCAUUUGAGCAAAAUAACAAAAAAGAAAACAUUUUUGGCUGUAGAUGAUAACAGAUGCAAUUAACAUGAAGAUUUGAGAACGACUUCAUAAAAUAUAUGCAGAUAAGAUCCAAAAGAACAAAGGACAGAGGACAAAAUCAACCAUCUUUGUAUAUUUUGUAAUGCUUAUAGUUCAUAGUCAUUUUUCGGGAAGUA
This is a messenger RNA of Hibiscus syriacus, 3412 nucleotides long. Its product is annotated as protein SPA1-RELATED 3-like. The record is from RefSeq and is a predicted model, not a curated record. Lineage: Eukaryota; Viridiplantae; Streptophyta; Magnoliopsida; Malvales; Malvaceae. Gene Ontology annotation, molecular function: ATP binding; protein binding; protein kinase activity. Gene Ontology annotation, biological process: photomorphogenesis; protein phosphorylation. Bases 403 to 3084 code for a protein of 893 amino acids. The transcript has 8 exons.